CACCACACACUGUAAGGAACCUAAGACUCGUGAAGAAGACGAGAGAAAACACGACGGACGGGCAUUCUACAUAAGCAGUUGAACUGCUUCUUGAUCUUGUGUAGAAUUUAGAAUAAUCCGAGAGCUGGAAUAUGGGGAGGAAGAGGAGGAGUUCGGGGACGGCGGGGAUGCAACUGCUUGUGCUUUGGCUGGUGAUGCGGGGUGCUUGGGACGUCGCUGCGUUGACUCCUGGGCAGUGCAAGGAGGAGAGGAACCGCAUCGAGGAGGCGUGCCGGUCGUCGUUCCUGGCGAAACAGAACGUGUCUCCGGCGUGCUGUCAGAGGGUGAGGGUCACGCAUUUCGUGGAGUGCAUCUGUCCCAUCUCCCCCCAGUUAGCUUCCCUCAUUCGGGCCUACGGGGUUAAGCGUCUCGUGGGCGAGAUCCGGAGGUGUGGCGGCACCAUCCCUCGCAACUACAAAUGUGGAAGUAUCACUACUCCCCCAUGAAUUGUCAUACGGAGCACGCGCCACAUGCACUAAACGUAUAUUGCAGCGAAUUCUUGUUCAGAGAGAUUUACAAUGCAGUGCCUAGAUGUAUGAAUUUCCUCUGUCUGUGUUGUAAUGAAUAAACAAUCCCAAGGUCUACUCUUCGUGAUUUUCUUUAUCUUAUGAAGCUCUCCCCCUGUGAUGUAAUUUUUAUGUUUCAUUUUAUGAAUAUGAGGUUUUCAAAA
Messenger RNA from Eucalyptus grandis, 709 nucleotides. RefSeq lists its product as uncharacterized. The record is from RefSeq and is a predicted model, not a curated record. NCBI's taxonomy places the organism in Eukaryota, Viridiplantae, Streptophyta, Magnoliopsida, Myrtales, Myrtaceae. The transcript has 2 exons. Bases 132 to 485 code for a protein of 117 amino acids.